Molecule: messenger RNA, 1021 nt
Organism: Lolium perenne
Lineage: Eukaryota; Viridiplantae; Streptophyta; Magnoliopsida; Poales; Poaceae
Source: RefSeq, a predicted model, not a curated record
GGUCAGAUUGGAUUUCAGAGUGUAGUUUUUCGAAAAAAUUACCAAAAUCAAUACUGCCCGAUUUUAUGUAAUUUACUCCGUUCUGGCUGUAGAUCUGCAGCGGCGCCUCCUCCCUCCACCAGGCUGCAGUACAGUUCCAACGUCUCCUCUUCUAGAUCCCUCUCCAUCCCGUCCUGUAGACCUGGGAUUUACUCGGCGAUUUCAGUUCUGGAUUCUAGCAGAAACCUACUAGACCAAGUGGCGACCUAGGAGUAAAUCGAUCGAUCGAUCGAUGGGGUCCUGGUUCUCUUCCCCUGAUUAUGUAUGUCAGAUGCCGGACCAGUUGAAACCAUCCCCGUCUGAUUGGGCCGCCCUACUUGAACGCAUGGAGGGCCGAUCUGCGAUCCCACCCCCGCGCACACGAGAAGAAAAGGACGCCCACUUGAUCUGUAGGCUUGCCAACUGGGUCCUCAAACACUACAACUCCACUCACCCGGGUGCCGAGUUCCAGUAUCUUGAACAGCCUGCCGCGGAUACCAAGGCCGCCUGCGUCGGUUUCAGGAGAGAUCUCUGGUACCACGUCGGCUUCUCUGCGACCCGCAAAAACGACAACAACAAUACCCAGAGGUUCUUCGCUGAGCUACGCUUCGAUCCCUGUGCCGACAUCCUGACGGUCGAGACAUGCACCGUCUUAGAUAACCCGUUGAGCUGCUUUAGAAGCAGCUGUGCAUUCUGUCCAGAGGAAUCCAAGAUUUUGCACCCGAGCGACGAUACUCAGUUUAGGUGCGGAAAGGCGGGGCAGGAAAAGGAGUUCUUCCGCGAGAGGUGUGAGUGGGAUGGGCACGAUAAAACAGUCUUUAGCAAGAGUGACAUGCUAGAGGUGCCCUUCUGGUUAGGUGGACGCGUGCCUCGAUAUAGAUUGGUGGAUCGACCAUGAUUUAUGUUUCCUCUUCUCCUAGCUUUCCAUCCGUGUUUACUUUGUAGACCAACACAUCAAUAUACUUUUUUAGAUAUAAAAAAGAAAAGAAUAUCUGAAUUCCAA